GAAGACUGAACAAAACUUAAAAGAGUCUUUCUGCACAAGACUCCACUCCUGGCUCUGCCCAAGCGCCCUUCAUUGCAGCACAGUGACUGAAAGGGAGUCUAGUUUUCUUGCCUCUUAUUUUUGAUGCAGUGACUUGUCCUGUGCCUGCUGAAGAGAGCUUCUGGCCAUCUUCUUAUCCACUGCCAUGUCACUGGCUGAGAAACCUGAGCAGAGGGGGCUGUGGGUGAUUCUGUGGGUUUCUGUGAACAUUGCUUUGCAUGCUGGGCUCAGUGUCUGUGGAGUCCAUGGAGCAGCUGUGAGCCUUGGAGUCGAUUCAGAGGCAGAGAGCACUCACUGGGCUAAGAAGAAAGGCAGAGAAGGAAAGGAGCAACAUGAGAACCUUGCUGAGCAGCCAAAACCAUUCAGAGCCACCAGUUUACAACCCAGACAGUGUGACAUCCCUCCGAACAGCCGCUUUGAUUGUGCCCCAGAGAAGAUGCUUUCUCAAGAAGAAUGUGAGGCUCGGGGCUGCUGUUACAUUCCUGUUUCGUCCAAGGGCUCAGAUCUUUGGCAGCCAUGGUGUUUCUUCCCUCCCAGCUAUCCUAGUUACAAGAUGGUGAAUCUGACUACCACCAAAACUGGCUAUACUGCUCACUUGACCCGGGAUAAGCCCACGUUCAUGCCAGAUGACAUAAUGAACUUGGAGUUGGAUGUGCUCUUUGAGACACAAAGCAGGCUUCACUUCACACUCAGGGAUCCAGCUAAUAAGCGGUAUGAGGUUCCUUUAGAAACUCCCCAAUCAAGCAACAAGGCAUCCUCCACACUGUACUCAAUACACUUCUCUGCUGACCCCUUUGGCCUUGUUAUUCUUCGGACAUCCAGUGGGCAUGUACUGCUCAAUACCACAGUGGCCCCACUAUUCUAUGCAGACCAGUUCCUGCAGUUGUCAACUUCCUUGCCCUCAAGUUUCAUCUCUGGAUUGGGUGAGCACUUGACUUCACUCAUCCUCAAUGUCAACUGGACCAAGAUUACCAUGUGGAAUCGAGACAUGUCACCCAUGCCUUUUUCCAAUUUGUAUGGUUCACACCCCUUCUAUCUAGCACUGGAAGAGGAUGGCUUAGCCCAUGGCGUGUUCUUGCUAAACAGCAAUGCCAUGGAUGUGAUACUACAGCCCAGUCCAGCCCUGACAUGGAGAACAACUGGAGGUAUCCUGGACUUCUAUGUCUUCCUGGGCCCAGACCCAAAGAGUGUGGUGCGCCAGUAUAUGGAUGUCAUUGGAUAUCCAUUCAUGCCCCCAUACUGGGCCCUAGGAUUCCAUCUCUGCCGCUGGGGAUACACUUCCACUGCUGUAACCCGGGAAGUGGUAAAGAACAUGACAGCAGCACAGUUCCCUCUAGAUGUGCAGUGGAAUGACCUGGAUUAUGCAGAUGCCAAAAGAGAUUUUACCUUCAACAAAGAUGGUUUCUGGGAUAUGCCAGAAAUGGUGAAAGAUUUCCAUCGUGAGGGGCGGAGGUAUGUUAUGAUUGUGGAUGCUGGUAUCAGCAGUUCCAGUCCUGCUGGCACUUACAAACCCUUUGAUGAAGGCCUGAAGCGUGGAGUUUUCAUCUUAAAUGCAACUGGACAGCCUUUGAUUGGGAAGGUUUGGCCCGGUCCUACCGCCUUCCCUGACUUCACCAGUCCAGAGACACAUCAGUGGUGGCAUGAUAUGGUCAAGGAUUUCCACGAGCAAGUUCCUUUUGAUGGCAUGUGGAUUGAUAUGAAUGAGCCAUCAAAUUUUGUGGAAGGCUCUGUGGAGGGCUGUCCAGACAACAAACUUGAGGCCCCACCUUAUGUUCCAGGUGUGAUAGGUGGAUCCUUGAGGACACGAACUCUCUGUGCCUCCAGUAAGCAGCAUCUGUCUUCCCAUUACAACCUGCAUAGUCUUUACGGGCUGACAGAAGCCAUUGCGUCCCAUGAUGCAUUGGUGAAAGUGCGAGGGAAGCGUCCAUUUGUGAUCUCACGUUCCACCUUUGCCAGCCACGGUCGAUAUGCUGGCCAUUGGACUGGGGAUGUUUUGAGUACCUGGGAGCAGUUAUACUACACAAUACCAGCGGUGCUGCUUUUUAACCUUUAUGGUGUGCCAUUGGUUGGUGCGGAUAUCUGCGGUUUUGUUGGUGACACCUCAGAGGAACUUUGCGUGCGUUGGACCCAGCUGGGUGCCUUCUACCCCUUUAUGCGAAAUCACAAUGACCAUAGAAACCUGCCUCAGGAACCAUAUGUCUUCAGCCAAAGGGCCCAGCAGGCCAUGAGAAAAGCCCUCUUUCUGCGCUACUCUCUCCUGCCUUACCUCUACACUCUCUUCCAUAAAGCCCACUCUGCAGGAGAGACUGUGGCUCGGCCCCUCUAUUUGGAAUUCCCAGAAGAUCCAAAUACGUGGAAUGUUGAUCGGCAGUUCAUGUGGGGAUCAGGACUUCUCAUCACACCUGUAUUAGAGGCAGGAAAGACUGAAGUCAGUGGCUAUUUCCCAUUGGGCACAUGGUACAACCCUCUGACUGGGUCCAUCAUAAACAGCAAGGGACAGUGGAUUCUCAUAUCAGCUCCCCUUGACACUAUCAAUAUCCAUGUACGUGCAGGCCACAUCCUACCUUUGCAGAAACCUGCAUUCACAACCACAAAGUCUCGUAAAAAUGGGAUGAGCUUGGUGGUGGCUUUGACACCAGAAGGAGUAGCCCGAGGUGACCUGUUCUGGGAUGAUGGUGAAGGUCUAUUUACCUUUGAAAAGGGUGAUUACACGCAGAUCUUCUUUCUAUCAAGAAAUGGUAUGCUGGUGAAUGAGAUUGUGCGACUCAACGGCCAGGUGGAUGGGCUGCUGCUGAAAGAUGUGAUGGUUUUUGGUGUCCCCAGUCCUCCUCAUCAGGUUCUGGCAAAUGAUAUCCCCAUCUCAGAUUUCUCCUACCACACAGACACCAAGAUCCUUAACAUCCCACUCUCUCUGCUAAUGGGAGAGCAAUUUGUCAUCACGUGGUCUUGAGCAAAAGAAAGAAAGUUCAUUCGUUUCACUGGACUAAUUUACUGAAGAAUUAAUAAUAACAUGUGAUAAAAUGCACAAGGCAGUGCCCAACAUCAGAAAUGUUUUGUUGAUGCAUCUAAAAGCGUCUUUAAGAACAGAACUGCUUCCUCUUUCCUGUGGCAUAUUAUAAAAGAGCAGCUGAAGUCUUCAGGGAUCUCCUUUACUCUUCAUUUGAACUAGUUAUUGGACAAUUUUUGUUUUAGUCGAAUGCUGCUGAAUUUCAAGACAUAUUUGUCAAAUGCCUCGUACAACUGCAGUGUUCAUUGUUUUGUUUUUCAAAAGAAUUCCCAUUAACUAGGAUAUUGCUUGCUGCUUUAUUGUGCCGCUGCUUCCCUUAUUGUUAUUAUUCCCUUAAAGGUAAAGUGUUGCCCUUUGACAAGGUUGUCUAGUCGUGACCAGCUAUAGGGGGCAGUGCUCAUCUGUUACUUAGCUGAAGAGUCAGUGUUGUCAAAGGUGACUCUGUGAUCAUGUGGCCAGCAUGACUGCACAGAAUGCUGUUACUUUUCCCCCAAAGUGGUACCUUUUUAUUUACCCGUACUUUUACAUGCUUUUGGACUGCUGGGUUGGCAGAAGCUGGGUCUAGUGACAGGAGCUCACUUCGUCACACGGCACUUGGGCCCCAAACUGCUGACCUGCUGAUCUUGCAAUUACUUAACCACUGAGCCAGCGUGUCCCUUAUUAUUCCCUUAUUCCCAUAUUGGUAUAUGGAAACUUGAUCUCAAGCAGGUAUAGAAACCAUAUUGACAGCUGCUGCUUCCCUUGGAAUUAAAUGGUAAUCUCCACUGGCUGCAAUAUUCCAAGACCAAGCUGCAGAAGUACUAAGGGGCACAGCAGGGAAGGUUUCCUGGCCUUGGAGGCAGAAUCUCUGCAAGGCAUUCCAAACCACAUUUUUGCUUUCUACACCAUCACUUGCUGAGCAUUGGUGGAGCCCAGCCAAAAGUAUGCUGCUGAUACAGCUAGCAGAGCUAGCCUUUCUACAUGCAUGGAACAAGAAUUUUCAGUGCCAACCAUAUUAUCGCACCAGAAUGGAGCUAAUUGGUGUGGCUUUACAUUGGAAAGAUAUAGAAACAAGUUAUCUGUUUGAAAGAACAACUCAUAUUCAGAACCUAAAGCUUUUCCUAUUUGAGACCAGUACAAAGAUGAAUUCAAGUGAAAAGGGCACUCAGGGAGGAGAGGGGAUUUCUUUGCCUCUUUUGAAAUACGCUGAAGCUUAUAAUGCAUACCAAUUUAACUAGGGGUGUGUGUGUGUGUUUUAUGAUUCCAAUAAAUAUUUGUUUUCUUAA
This is a messenger RNA of Sceloporus undulatus (fence lizard), 4311 nucleotides long. It is a transcript of the gene GAA, whose product is annotated as alpha glucosidase. The record is from RefSeq and is a predicted model, not a curated record. Gene Ontology annotation, molecular function: carbohydrate binding; alpha-1,4-glucosidase activity. Gene Ontology annotation, biological process: glycogen catabolic process; lysosome organization. The transcript is spliced from 20 exons. The coding region runs from base 185 to 2989 and encodes 934 amino acids. Lineage: Eukaryota; Metazoa; Chordata; Lepidosauria; Squamata; Phrynosomatidae. Gene Ontology annotation, cellular component: lysosomal membrane.